Thamnophis elegans (Western terrestrial garter snake) is the source of this 615-nucleotide messenger RNA. RefSeq names its product cilia- and flagella-associated protein 47-like. The coding region runs from base 1 to 615 and encodes 204 amino acids. Lineage: Eukaryota; Metazoa; Chordata; Lepidosauria; Squamata; Natricidae. The transcript is spliced from 5 exons. The record is from RefSeq and is a predicted model, not a curated record.
AUGCAUAAUACAUCAGAGGCAUCUCGAGUAUAUCGUGUGACUAUAGAAGCCAAUACUAUUAUGGACUGUUCUCUGAAUUUCACACCAAAAGAAGUGGCAGCCUAUGACUUUACUCUUCCAAUAAAAAUUAAUGCUGAUGAAGCUUGGUGUUCCACAAAUGCUUCAAAAAAGUUAAAUCCUGCUAGUUCAACAAAGCAUAUGGUUGUUCCUCGACCUCAGUCAUUGACUAUACCUACUCAAGAAUGCAAAGUUCAAGCAACUGUGUUGCAACCACCACUGCAUAUUUAUCCUUCAGAGCUCAUCUUUCAACAUAGUGUAAAAUGUAUCAACAUGGGUGUUAUAAGUGACAGCAGUAAUAUAAAGAAACUGUAUUUGAAAAACAUCUCCACGAAACAGCUUACUUGGCGAUUUGAUCUUGAUGCUGCAGGCAAAGCCGUAGAUGAUGGUAUCUUCAAAUUUAGUUUACAUACUGGAAUUCUCUAUCCGGGGCAAAAUACAGCUGUUACCAUAUGCUUCUGCCCAUGCCAUCCGUUUUACAAGUUGAAAUUCCAGAAUUUGAUUUUGAAGAUUAUGAUGGUGGUGGUGAUACUAGUGUUCAACAGAGACAUCCCUUAA